Molecule: messenger RNA, 1965 nt
Organism: Sinocyclocheilus anshuiensis
Lineage: Eukaryota; Metazoa; Chordata; Actinopteri; Cypriniformes; Cyprinidae
Gene: dcp1a
Product: decapping mRNA 1A
Exons: 10
Coding region: 309-1478 (389 amino acids)
Biological process (GO): positive regulation of catalytic activity; deadenylation-dependent decapping of nuclear-transcribed mRNA; deadenylation-independent decapping of nuclear-transcribed mRNA
Cellular component (GO): P-body
Molecular function (GO): mRNA binding; enzyme activator activity
Source: RefSeq, a predicted model, not a curated record
AGCGUGUAAGUUUGCUGGAACAUCAGUGUCUUAUAUUAGCAGUCAAGAUAAACACACCUAGGAGCUGAUGUAUGAUUAAAGGCGAGCUCGUCAUCUGAUGAUAAACUAAUCCGAAAGUAAAAUCAGUAUGACUUUCUGUCAGUCUUCUGCAGAUGAAAUCGAUAUCAGCUUUUAUCUGACGGUAAAAUCAAUACAAACUCAAAGCCACGCUUCAGUCAACGAUUGUAUUUCUUUUGGAAAAGACUGAGAUUGAAGGCACAUUAUUUGUUUAUGCCAGGUCGGCUUCUCCCCAUCAUGGCUUCACAAUUAUGAACCGUUUGAGUACAGAAAACUUAGUGGAGCCGAUCAAUAAAGACCUGGAGUUCCAGCUCCAGGACCCUUUCCUACUGUACAGGAAUGGCAACUUGGGCAUCUACAGUAUCUGGUUCUACGAUAAGGCCGACUGCCAGCGGAUUGCACGGCUCAUGCUACAGAUAGUCAAACAGGAGGCGUUGCGAGUGUCUCCCGACAGAGGCCUGAGCGGCAGGACCAAUGGUUGUGUUCAGAGCAGACCCACAGAUAUCCUGGAGCUGCUCAGCAAGGCUAAGGAGGAGUAUCAAAGGAGUCAGUCAGUGGAGAGAGAUGUUCGGGCGAGCUCUGAAUCUGCACCGUCACACGAGAAGAGAGAGGACAUCCCAGCCGCUCAACACGAGAAGUCAGGUCACUCAGUAGUGAAGCAGAUCACAGUGGAAGAGCUUUUUGGCAGCUCUCUGCCCAAAGAAGCGCCCCAGUCAACAAGCUCCACUGUGGGAGAAAGCAUGCGUGGGCCUGCGUUUGUUCACUCGGUGGAGCCUCUCCUCGCUUCUCGCCUCUCUGCUGACCCAGGAGGCCCGGUGCUGGUCUCUCUCUUUCAGGGUUGUGGCACCCGAGACCCAAGACCGUCUGCUUCAAAUACGGAGGACAGCGGGAGCAGUCGUGGUUCGACUGGUCCACUUCCUCCUGCAUAUACGAAUCCCCCCACAGAGGGUCAUGGGAUGCCUGUGUCACUGCCAGGGUUCAUGCCCAGCCCGCUGGUCACCCCACAGAGCUUCAGAGAAUCCGCCUGUAAAGUUUCAGGGCCCUUCACAGGAAAGGCUGCAUUGUCGGCACAGGUGAAUACACCGAACAGCAUUUUCAUGAGUAAAGAGGCGAAUGCCUUUACACAGUCCUCGACUCUGGUCAAACCCAUUCCAGCGGGGCCAGCUGUCCAGGGGGAGGAGUCUUCACUGCUGCUGUCUCCUAGUGUGUUCCAGCAUUCAAUGACCAAGACAGCCGAGCCACUGAAGAACCCCGCCUCCCCGACGUCUCCCACAGCAGACCUGCCCUCUUCCCUGUACAGUCGCACCCAGCUUAAAGAUACGCUCAUACAUCUCAUAAAGAAUGACGCCCAUUUCCUCAGUGCAAUCCAUGAGGCCUACAUACAGAGCCUCUCUAAAGGCCUCAACAAUAUCAAGUUAUAGCCACAAACUGGGCGGGGAAAAAAAAAAACUACAUCCACGUAUGUUGACACUACUGGACGACACACUGAUCAACACACCCGCCGGCUCUUACGCUGAUGUCACACUCCCAGUGCUCUCUCGCUGAGCUUUCCCACUUCAAUCCUAAUUUAUGUCCAUCUGCCAAUCUAAUAUUUUCAGUCAUUUUCUCUCUAUGACUCCCAGCACAAUUAUGUACAAUUAUGUUAAGGGACUUGUGCAAUACGAAGCAUUGCCUCUUCGGAGAAUUGCUUUUCAUUUAUGAUCCUGCCUUAGAUGUAUGGAUAUGAUACGGUAUCCCAGUCUCAGUAGUGUUUUACUGUUAAAUCAGUAUUGUGGUGUGCAGCAUUGGGAUUCUUUGAGAUCCCAGCAAAGAUGUAUUUUGAGUAGAAUGUGCACUUUUUCUCCUCUUUUCUUACAAACUUGGUUGUUUAAUUUGGCCAUAAAAUGAAUGAAGGUUAGUAGAGUUAAA